Molecule: messenger RNA, 1526 nt
Organism: Lutzomyia longipalpis
Lineage: Eukaryota; Metazoa; Arthropoda; Insecta; Diptera; Psychodidae
Exons: 2
Coding region: 256-1086 (276 amino acids)
Source: RefSeq, a predicted model, not a curated record
AAAAAAUAUCUCCUAAUCCAAACAGUUGUGGUGAGGAAAAGAGCAUUGUGAGAAGAGAGUUUGUUGCUUUUGCAAAGAGAGAUGCGCGCGCGCGAUGUUUUGAGACAUUUUGGAGCAUAAUGAGAUGGAUUUGGCGGGAGUGGCGUGGGCGCUUCUUCAUCUUUUUUUUCUUCUUCUUUAACAUUUGUGUGUGAAAAAGUGGGGCCGCAUGGCUUAAAAACCCAUCGCAUUUGGGGACUCGGGGUCAGUUGCAGAAUGUCCCUCAUUAACAGUUUAGCUUUGGUUGUUUGCCUGUGUUUGGCGUACGCCGCGGCGCGUCCCGAGGCCGGCUAUGCCUACAAUCGCCCCUCAUUCGGUGGCAGUGCAGCCGGUGGUUCGGGCUUCUCUAGUGGAGCCGCCAUCGGUGGCGGUGGUGGCUUCCACGGCACAGCUGGAGGUAUUGGCGGUGGAUUUGCAACAUCCGGAGGUGCCCUAGGUGGUGGACAUGGCUUUGGAUCGGGCGUGGCAUCUGGAUUUGGUGGUGGUGGUGCUGGAUUUGGCGGUGGUGGUGCUGGAUUUGGCGGUGGUUCAGCUUCUGGCUUUGGUGGAGGACACAGUGUUGGUGGUACAACCCUCGUGCAGAAGCACAUCUACGUGCACGUCCCACCACCAGAACCAGAGGAACACUUCCGUCAGCACGCAAUUGGUGGUGGUGGUUUGGCACAGAAGCACUACAAGAUUAUCUUCAUUAAGGCCCCAUCCCCACCAACGUACAGCCCUGCCCAAAUUGCCCAGGCAGCGCAGAAUUCCGAAAAGACAAUUGUCUACGUCCUCGUGAAGCGUCCCGACGCCCCCGAAGACAUUGUCGUGCCAUCAGCCGCUCCUGUUACCCCAUCCAAACCCGAGGUCUACUUCAUCCGCUACAAGACACAACGCGAGCAAGUGGGUGGUCAUACAGGACCUGCACCCAUCCCACAGGGUCCAGCACCCCUUCCAAUUCCCUCCCAACCUAGUCUACCAGCCCCAUCGCUGCCACAGCCAUCAAUUGCCCCAGCUCCGGCGUCACAAUAUGGACCACCUGGAGGACCAUCGGGGGGACCUUAUUAAACAAAGAAAAAAAAUUCGCCCAAUUCUAGCUCAAUGACCUGCCCGCCAUGUUAGAAUUUCCUGGAGAGAGAGCCAGGAAAUUCAAAACAAAAAGGGGGGAAAACCUCUAGUUUAAUGCCAAUAAAGUGAUUUUUCUACAACUGACGGUGAUAAAAAAAUGCCUUUUUUUUCUUUCUUUAAUUUAUUCUCUUUCAGUUCACGAAAUAUUGAAGAUUUUCCUUUUCUUUAAAGGCCAAUUGUAAGUAAAUCAGAUAUAAAUAAUAAUGAGAACAUCCGCAAAAUACUCCAAAAUGUCACAAAAGAAAUAAAUUUAAAAUAAAAUUUCUCACAUUAAUUUGUGAUCAUGAAUAACAAGGAGAAAAAAUCACCAAACUUCGUAACAAAUUAAAACUAAUUGUGAAAAAUCUGUAUAAAAAUACAAUUUAAAGGAACUUUGCAUU